Molecule: messenger RNA, 168 nt
Organism: Colletotrichum graminicola M1.001
Lineage: Eukaryota; Fungi; Ascomycota; Sordariomycetes; Glomerellales; Glomerellaceae
Exons: 3
Coding region: 1-168 (55 amino acids)
Source: RefSeq, a predicted model, not a curated record
AUGCCUGUUAUCGAUACGCGGCUUAUCCAGGAGGGAGUGGUGGAGGUUGGCCACCAGUUAAUGAAGAGAAGCGUUGACCAUACCGUGCUGGAGGCAUUGGCUGUCGUGGGGACGUCUAUUUUCGGAGCGAUCCGCUACCGAGCUCUCCUGCGUCCAGAGCACACCUAA